Molecule: messenger RNA, 2409 nt
Organism: Linum trigynum
Lineage: Eukaryota; Viridiplantae; Streptophyta; Magnoliopsida; Malpighiales; Linaceae
Source: the annotation of a GenBank genome assembly
CUCUACCUGAUUGUGGAACUUUCCUUGCUUCGUGUAGGAGAAGAAAAAGAAGCAAAGCAAAAGCAGUAGGAGGAACAGCCUACUCAAGAAGAGCGUGAAAAUGAUAUGGAGGACACUGAUACCGUAGAGGAGGAGCCAGUAGAUCUGCUACUGUAUGCGAAGAGGUAUCAGCGGGCUGACGGUAGUUGGGUAUCGGAGGAACCGCAGAAGAACUAUUUGGAGAUGCAGUCCAUCUGGAUAGAAGCAAAGGCAGAGGGGAAGCCUAUAUCAGGCCGUGACAUUGUUGAGAAGGUCCUGAAGAAAAAGCUGAAGUAUGGACCGAAGCGAACCCAAGAUCAGCAAAGGAGCUUCAACUCCAAGCAGAAUUGGAGGCAACAAGGGCUGAAGCGAAAAGAAAAGCCAAGGAGUUUGCUGAGAAGAUACAAGUCAAGAGGAGCAGCUGAAAAGCCAGGCUGAGAAGAUAAAACUUCAGGAAGAAAAGUUACAGAGCUAGGAGGAGAGGUUUGAUACUCAAGCAGAGGAGAUGAACCAGAUGAAAGCCACCUAGGACAAGCUACAACAUCAAAUGCUAGUGAUUGCUCGCCAAUUACCCGCAAAUGAACUGCUAAGUCCAUGGUUUGUGUUGUGGUGAACAAGGAGAGUUUCAUGUGUUAUGUGAUCUUGGACAACUUUGAAUGUUUGUUUAUGGUGAACAAGGACGUACACUGUUAUGGGAAUGGACAUGGAUGUAAUAUGUUAGAUGUUUUCCAAUAUAUGUCCAUGAUCAGUUUGCGGAUAAAAUUUCGCAUUAUGGAAUUUGUGAAGCAGGUCAAAUGUGACAACAAUGGAAAGUUCUCAUAUUAUGACAAGUCCAUGACCAGCUGUACUCGUCAUAACAUACUGAAAUGACGAAAUAUACUCGUCACAAUUAUACGUUAUGACAAAUUGCGUUCGUCCUAAUAUACUGAAAUGACAAAAUAUAUUCGUCGUACAUACAUUUAUGACAAAGGAUAUUCGUCACAACAUAAUUUAUGACAAAAUAAAUUAGUCACAAGAAUGUGAUGCAAGAAUAUAAACCCAGUAAAAUGCCUUCAAUUUAUGACAAAACAUGUUGACAAACUUUUCAGUUUGUCACAUUUUAAACAUUUCCUGACAAAAGAAGGAUUUUUCAUAUUUGGCUUGUUAAAAAAUAAUAAACCUUCUCAUGACAAAUAUUAUUCGUCACAAAAUACUGUUAUGACAAACUAUGAUCGUCUAAUAUGACCAACAAAUUUCUCGAAAGUACCAAUUUAUGACAAAUAUAAUGACAAAAUUUUUCGUCAUAUUAUCUUUGUUUGUCACAAUAGACUAAGCAGAACCUCAUAUAUACCGGGAGCAUUUGUGACAAAUGUGUUUCAAGAAUUUGUCACAUUUGACCUAUCCUGACGGCGAUAAAAUAACAAAACCUUGCGACAAAUGCAUUUGUCAUAGUAGGUCAAAUGUGACAAAAUGGGCCUCUAAUAUGACAAUAUUGCCUCGUCGGUAUAGGCCGAAUUUGUUGUAGUGUAUGGAUACCCAUUUAUUCGAGGGUGUUUUAAUUACACAUACAAAAAUUAUACCUAUUUAUAGAAUUUCAAAAUUUAUGGUACUAAGAUGUAAAACAUAAAAAAUGUAGGUACUAAAAUGUAAUAUUUCAUAAAUAUUUUGAGCACUUAUGUGCAAAAAAAAAAGGUUAUAAAUCUAAAGAUCUGUUAAGUUUAGCUACCCAUCACGUUGGCUUUGAAGCAGCUGCAUGGUACUGGCAUUUUGUAUACGUGGUUUGGUUAUUCCUAUUUGUUUCUAUCUAUUGGUGGGGGGUAUAUGAAUGACAAAACCUUGUGACAAACGCAUUUGUCAUAGUAGGUCAAAUGUGACAAAAUGGCUUCUAAUAUGACAAUAUUGCCUCGUUAGUAUAGGUCGAAUUUGUUGUAGUGUAUGGAUACCCAAUUAUUCGAGGGUGUUUUAAUUACACAUACAAAAAUUAUACCUAUUUAUAGAACUUCAAAAGUUAUGGUACUAAGAUGUAAAACACAAAAAAUUUAGGUACUAUAAUGUAAUACUUCAUAAAUAUUUGAGGACUUAUGUGCCAAAAAAAAAUUAAGUUAUCAAUCUAAAGAUCUGUUUAGUUUUGGUAGCCAACUGCAAUUUGCAUAGUUGAGGCUUAAUUCCUUUUAUGAUAAUCUAUUUAAGAUGAUAAUUAUUUUCUUUUUUAUAGAAAAUAGAAAGAAUAUAUAUUUGAUAUGUAUAAUUGUUGAAAAUUCCAUGUAUAAUUGUUAAAACUUCUAGCCCGAGUGAAAACGAAAAACUCUAGUGAGAAGCAAAAGGAAUACAAACUGUAACUCGCUUAAAAUUUCAUGCCUUCAAAUCCCAUAGUGAAAAAUGAAGACUUUCUAAUAAGUAAUAGCCAUAUAU